This is a messenger RNA of Mytilus californianus (California mussel), 8483 nucleotides long. Its product is annotated as exocyst complex component 6B-like. The record is from RefSeq and is a predicted model, not a curated record. Gene Ontology annotation, biological process: exocytosis; Golgi to plasma membrane transport; intracellular protein transport. Bases 4 to 2520 code for a protein of 838 amino acids. Lineage: Eukaryota; Metazoa; Mollusca; Bivalvia; Mytilida; Mytilidae. The transcript has 25 exons. Gene Ontology annotation, cellular component: membrane; exocyst.
AAGAUGGCGGAAGCAACACCCAAGAAACCUCCUGAUUGGAAACAUUUGACUGAAACUGUUCACGACGCUGAAUCUUUGAGACAAGAAUCAAUAAAUGCCCAACACGACCAUCUUAUAACCGAAAUUGAAACUUCUGAUGGCCCUUUAGGAACGACGUUGAGAGCUGUUUAUGAAGGAGAUGAAUUAAGCAAAUUCAGAAUUCGACUUGAUGACAAAAUCAGAAACCAUGAUCGUGAAAUUGAGCGCAUGUGUAAUUUUCACUACCAAGGUUUUAUUGACUCAAUCAGAGAACUUUUAACAGUACGACAAGAUGCUGCCAGGUUAAAGGAUGAAGUUAAGCAGGUAGACCAACAUCUCCAAGAAUCAUGUGUUCCACUUAUGACAAAAGGAGAAGAACUGGUCAAAUGUAGGAGAAUACAAGGCAAUAUUGCCACAGCUGUGGAGAGUCUAAAUUUGUGUCUUCCAGUUCUUGAAAUGUACCGUAAACUACAAGAACAGAUGACAAGUCGAAGGUUUUAUCCUGCAUUGAAAACAUUGGAACAAUUAGAGCAUACAUACCUACCAAGAGUUAACUCCCAUUGGUUUGCUCAGACAAUGGCUGAUGAUAUACCUAAACAGAGAGAAAGUAUCAAAGAAGCUUCUAUGUCUGACCUGAAAGAUUUCCUAGAAAAUAUUAGAAAGCAUUCUGGAAAAAUUGGAGAAGUUGCCAUGUUGCAUGCAGCUGAACAAAAUAAUAUGGAUCCUGCAAUUGUAAAAGCUACUCGCAAGAAAGUGAAAAAGAGAAGAGCCCCUCCCCCACCAAACCCCUUCACAGGGGAAGUAGAUGCCCCACCUUCUCCAGUCAUCCAGGAUGAGGAGGAAGAAAUAGAAGAUAGUGCAGAACUAAGUGCCCAAGAUCUGAUAGAUUUCUCUCCUGUGUAUAGGUGCUUACAUAUAUACAGUGUAUUGGGAGAUCGUGAAAGAUUUGAAACAUAUUAUAGAAAACAGAGAUGGAAGCAAGCUAGGCUGUCAUUACAACCACCGUCAAAUAUGCAUGAGUCUUUAGAUAGUUUUAAAAGAUAUUUUCAUGAUAUUGUUGGUUUUUUCGUUGUUGAAGAUCAUAUUUUAAAUACAACACAAGGACUUGUUAAUCGGGCUUACAUUGAUGAACUGUGGGAAAUGGCAGUAUCAAAACUAGCAGCAUCCCUACGAACAAACACAGUACAGUGUAAAGAUACCAGUAUGUUGUUGGAUGUCAAGAACUUAAUUAUCUUGUUUUGCCACACCUUAAGGGGCUAUGGCUUUAGUGUUGGCCAUGUACUGGAGCUGCUGCUUGAAAUGAGAGACCAGUAUAAUGACGUACUGACACGGCAGUGGGUAGACAUUUUUAAUGAAAUCUUCAGUGAAGAUAACUAUACCCCAAUCUAUGUUGAAACCAUAGAGGCGUAUACAGAUAUUGUCACCCAGUUUCCGAUCCAGGAUGAAAACUUGGAAAGGUUCUUCAAACUGGAGGAAUCUUUUCCAAAGAGAUUUCCAUUCUCUGAAUUUGUCCCUGAUGUUUACAAUCAAGUCAAAGCAUACAUCAAUGCAUGUUUAAAAUACUCAGCAGAUCUGCAUUUAAGUCACACAGAAAUUGAUGAUAUGAUAAGAAAAUCAACAAAUUUGCUGUUGACUCGAACACUUGGGAGUUGUUUGUCUUCUCUUAUAAAAAAACCUAGUCUUACAUUGUUACAGUUAAUACAGAUUUCAAUAAACAUGAACUACUUAGAGAAAUCAUGUUUAUAUUUAGAAGAAUAUAUUUCCAGUAUAACUGGUGCUCAAAAUGACAGUGUUCAUAUGGCAAGAUUACAUGGUACAACCAUGUUUAAGGAUGCAAAAAGUGAUGCAGAGGAACAUAUAUACAAACAGCUUAAUUUGAAAAUAGAUGAAUUUUUGGAUCUUGCAAGCUAUGAUUGGUUGCUACCAGAAGCCAAAGGUCAUGCCAGUGGCUAUGUCAUAGAUUUAGUGGCAUUCCUACAAAGUACCUUUAUGUCUUUCACAAAUUUACCUGAUAUAUAUUUACAUCUAUUGGAAAAGGUAGCCAAAACUGCCUGUAUGUCAGCUUGUAAACACAUAGCUAACAGUCUUAAAGAAUUCCUGUUGGACAACGAAAUACGACAACUGACAAUGGGAUCACUUCAACAGUUCAACCUAGAUCUUAUACAGUGUGAACAGUUUGCAGCAUCAGAACCUAUUCCUGGGGCAAAUGAUGGGAAUCUGCUGCUUGCCUUUGCUGGCAUUAGACAGUUACUUGAUUUGUUCCUGAAUUGGGAUUGGUCUUUGUAUUUAGCAGAUUAUGGACAAACAAAUUCUAAAUAUGUUAGAGUACAACCACAAGUGGCAUUAAGUUUAUUAGAAAAAUUACAUAAUGCUGAUAAAAAGAAAAACACCAUUUUUGGGUCCCUGAAUAAAAAAGAAAGAGACAAGAAGAAAUUAUUGGACACUGUAUUGAAACAGUUAAGAGGUUUAGUGAAUGGCUCAACUCAGCAAAUACAAGGGUGACAUUUCCUUGCAGAGUAGACAAGUUAACAAAAUAUUUAAAGAUGUGCCAUGUAUAAAACCAGUGGAUGGCAGAAUUGAGUUAGCCAAAUGUCUUUCAGAGAGGAGGAUAGAGAGAAAUAAGAUUUAAUCUCGUCAGAUUAUUUAUUACAUGGGAGAUAAUUUGAAGGCUAGAGUUUCAGUGGAAUAUCACUGCCUCUUAUGCCAUUUUGCUGACCUGUGAUCAGAUUUCAUGAUAACCUUGUAUUUAGAUGAUCCCACAAUUUCCUAUGCUAUCUGUGAUCAUUUCCAUGGUAUUUUAUUAUAGUAUUUGUUAAGUUUGACUUUAAUUUACCUUGUUGACCAUUUUACUAUUGACCAGUAUGUUAUUGCUUAGCAACUGAAGUGGUCUUUUUCAAUCUUCAAAUUCCAUCUUUUUACAUGUAUAUUUCAAGUUGUCUGUUAUCAGUUGGAAUUUCUGGUUCAAGAUUGUUCUGUACGUUUUCCUGGACCUGCAUUGCUAUCAUUUGCUCCAACAACAUUAGAUGGUCUUAAGCUUGGAAUAGGGGCAUGUUUCAUUUAUGAUUGUGAUCAGAAAUCUACCUUAUUCCUCUACAGUUACAAUCAGAUGAUAUAAUGCUUCAAAAAACUGAAUGUGUCAAGUCAUAAAAAAAAUAUCAAUUUAUUUCUGUUGAAUUUGAUGCUUUAUAAUGAUACAGUACCAUGCAAGUAUCGUGUUUACUGUUGAAGAAGCGGCUUAAUCUGAAACCAUGAAAAAUAUUUCAUUCACAAGUGGCAUAUUCUACUGCCAUUUAAAUUAAGUUGAGGGAUAGUCGAUCAGUAUAAAAGUAUAUAUAUCCCCAUAGCAUAUAUUAAGCAUCAAGAAAAUAAUGUUGUAAAGUGUAUAUCUGGUUUACAAUGUCCAAGGCUUUUUGGCUAUGAAUACAAGUAAAUUAAGAUUUACAUCAGAUAUUUUUAAAGCUACACAAUGAGAGCAUAGUUUAAGUAUAUGAAUUUCAAUUAUUAUCUUUAAUGCAUUUUGUAGCGCUAUUAAAAAGAAGUUUUAAAGAUAAGUUUUGUGUUCGAUUGGUAUUUUAAUCAGCUUGUUUCAUUUAUAUCUAGAUCUGUAAAAGUCAUAUCAUUAUAUAUGUUUGAAUAGUUUCUGAUCAUAUCAAUAAAUCAUUUGUUAAAAAUAUAAUUAGUAUUUCAAAAUGGCCAUAUAUGUUUCAUUUACUUGUAUUUAUCUGUCAGACUGUAAUUAAAAGAUACGCUGGAAUGAUUAAGAUACGCUGGAAUGAUUUUUUUUAAAUUAUUUUGAUUAAACUUCAAAUUAUCUUGCAUAUUUAAAUGGAUUUCACCAAUUAGUAACUUCUUCAGUUAUAGGAAAUAAAUAAUUUGUUUAUGUCAUGGUGAGAAUUAUUUUCAGCAUAGACGGUUUCAGCAUUUAUGUGCAGUUUGGACCAAAUAAAAUUUUGAUAAUGUCAUAAUUUCCUUAUAAUACUUUGAUAACAGAAUUUUCCUUAGUAAAUGAAAAACUGUGCUGAGGAGUAAAAAAAGAACUUUUCACAUUCAUUGCUUGUUCUUAUUUAAAUUCAUAUAAAGCAAAUGAAUGAAUAUAGUCGUUUAGUGUUAAUGUAGCAACUAAGCCAUAUUUUUUUGUCCGCAUGUUCUAGUAUAUACAAAAGCAAAUGCUGAUUUUCAAGUUAUGCUAAUUUUUGCUGUUUUUCAGUUGUCCUACAAAAGUGAGAUAAAAAGUAUCUUGAAAAAACUACAUUUCAAGUUAAAUACAUAUCAUGAUUAUUGUCAAAACCUGUUAGCAAAUAUACUCACGAGUAUACUGUUACUUUGAAAACCAUGAAGAUUUGAUGUUGUGAAAAAUUGAUAUGUCAAAGAAAACCAGAUCAUGUAGGAAUACAAAAUGUAUUUACGGUAAAUGGGUUAAUUGUUAUGGUCAUGAAAUCCCAUGUUGGAUGUUUAAUUGAAAACUAUGAUGAAGGAUAUAGUUGUUGAGUUUUUAUUAUUAUUUAUGAAGUACUAAUCUUUCAUGGGUUUAGGUGAACCACAAUUUCAGAGUUAACAAAAUACAAGUUUGGUAUAGACAUGCUUGUAUGCAGAAUUCACAUCAAAAUCAAGUUUCUAUAAAAAUAGAAUUUUUCCCCAAUCCAAGAAUAUUGGUACAUGUACCAACAAAAAUAAAUGAAUCUAAAGUAUGUAUACCUAGUGGCUGUCUGUAAAAUUCACUCCAGAAAAAUCAAUGAAGGACUGUCUUCUUAUUUUGUAGUCAGAAAACUUUAUAAUUUAACUUAAACUUUGGUAAAAAUAACCUUGACAGCAAAAGUCAAUGUUAAUCAUUGUAUCCAUCUAAAUAUUAUGCAAUACUUUCAUAAAUUUAGUAUGUAAAAAGUGUAAAAAAAAUAAUCCCACUUUUUAAAUAUGACUUUGUGGUAAGAUUAAAUACAAUGACAUAUUUUGGGGUCAUUCCUUAUACAUGGCCCUGCGACAUCCAUCAUUUUAGCACUGAUUCCUUAAUCGUUUGAUGAUUUAUGAAGAGGUUUGAAACACGCAUCACAGCUAGGGUAGGGAUUCAUUUUGACAGAUUUGAAUUUACUUACAAUGUAGAUAACUUUCAAAACUACUGGGUUUUUGAUUGGUCACCUCAACCAUGAAAUUAAAAUGUAUGUGGAAUCCACAGGUACAAUAGACUGUCAAUUAAAUUCAUAUUAGUCACAAAUUAAAGCACCAUUGACCCUCAGAUAUGAAAAUCGGUAUCAAUAAAAGCUAGACAAAUUAUUAAAAAUACCUCCCAGCUUUUCGUGUUUUAUGUUAAAAUUAUUAAUUUCUGUUUAAAGAACAUGCUUCUAAUGAAUUUUUUUGUUAAAUGCCUUAUUGAAGAGACAUAGGUAAUUUUAAAAUUCUACAAUUAUGUAGGAAUGAUUAAGAGUUUGCUUAAUUGAAUAUGAAGAAUUUUAAAAUGAAAUUAUAAAAGUAAACUAAAAGGAUCUUUUAUCAAAGAAUGGAAAAGUUGCCAAGUUUUGUUACAUAAAAAGUGCAUUUGUAGAUGAAAUAAAAUAGAAUAAUUAAUUUUAGAUUGACGAAUUAAAGUUAGGUUUUAUGUAUUGCUUUUUUAUAAAAUUUUUUUUACAAUUGAUAGUCUAAUGAUAAGCUGUCGCAGAUAAUGACCAAUAAUAUUGAACCUGUAUGACCUUUGUUGAAAGGUUUCAAAGUACUUAAGGAUUAUUGGAUGCAAUGGAUUUUUAUUGUGGUUUAAAUGUCAAUUUAGGUGCCACAUCGAUUCCUAACAAUAAAUAAAUAUUGGACAUCAUGCUUUGCAACUAUUUAUAUAUUAAACUCACACCUUAUGAAUAUUAAUGUGGAUUAUGUUGACACUUUGAGGAAUGCAAAAUUCUUUUUUAUUGAAAAAGAUAAAUUUUGGACAAUGAAGAAAAAUAAGACAUGCAAGUCAAAAUGGCCUGAAGUACACUGACCUUGCAUAAACAUUGUAAAUUGCACUUGUAAUGUGAGGGAUUUUGCAUUUGCAAAUAUAGGUGUCCUGUUUUCGAACCUUUAAAUGAGGAUCCUCCCUUUGUAUUGGAAUAUUGGAAUAAGAGAGUUGUUGCACCUAUUUCCCCUCAAUAUCUGGGAUAUUUCAUUAGAAUUUUUGAAGUUACAUUAGACCUGUUUGAAAUAUGUCUGUCAUCAUGAAUGAAUUAAGUUAUAAGUUGACAUGAGCACUAUGUACAGUAGAAACAAUAGGUCUACAGGUUAAUUAGAGUAACAACUGACUGAAGCUGUUCAAAAGAUAGGAAUAUGAAGACCAUUUCCAAGAUAGACCACAUUCCCCCUGAAAGUGAUAAGACAUUUUGAUAAUAGGACACACACUUGAUCACAAUGGCAUUAGGUCUUAGUUUUUAAAAUACAUCAUAAUUAACAUAUAUAGGACCACGUCUGCUAGAAAUUGACUGAUAUAACCUAAAAAAUUACAGCGAUAUUAAGUUUUUUUUAAGGAUAAGUCUGAUAUAACCUAAAAAAUUACAGUGAUAUGAAGUUUUUUCCAAGUAGUUGUAAGUACUGAUAAUUGAACUGAAAAUAUUAUAGUUUUUGGUUUUUCAAGUUACUAUAACAACACAUUAUUGACCUUCAAGAUAGUUUAAGUACCAUGAUGCUUUAGCUAUCUAUUUUGGGCAUUUUAGUAUUAUGUUAGUAUAGUAUUAUUUCAGUUAGUAUUUGCAUUAAAAAUAUAUCUCAUAUUUUUCAUAUGUCAGUAAAUAUGUGCUCUAUAGUAUUGCUAUGCAAUUAUAUGUUUUCUUUAUUGUUAUUGCAUACAGAUAAGUGCUUUAGAUUGUAAUAAGAAAGAAUUGUAAUUUUUGUCACAAAUAGAUAUGCUUUUUGUUUAUAAAAAAAAAUUUAAGAUGAUAGUGCUAUUGAUGUCAGAUCUUAAUGUCUUUACGAUACCUCUGCUGGUGGACUUUCAGUCCCUGAGGGUAUCACCAGCUCAGAAGUCAGUACUUCGGUACUGACAUGAUUUAUAACAAACUUUCUAAAAUUGUCCAUUUAUAAAUUUUGAAAUUAUAAAAAAACUAAGGUUUCAACUCCCUCAAGCUCAGGCAAAGUUGACCUAAGAUGGAUUUUUUAGGUCCUUAUUGAUCAUAUAGCUCUUCAACUGUUUUGGUUCAUAUACAUCCUUGGCUUCAAAUAUUCGGCUUUGUGCGUUCCUGAUGAAGGUAAAUCCAGAAAAGCGCUUCGGACGCAUGAAAUUUAUAACAUGUUAUUUUUAUUUUUACUGUAUUAUAAACUUAUGUUAUGAACAAAUAUUUCUGUGAUAUUUAGGCCCACCUUUUUUAAAUUCCAAGAAUCGACCCUGAAAAGAACAAUCUACUAAGAUUCAAAAAUAAAAUUUGUUUGAUGAUAACAGAAAAAGAUAUAGAUUUAAAACAUUCUGGUAUUCAUCAUUCUAGACGGAAGUUGGCUUCAAAGAGAUAUUUGAGGCAUCAUAAAUGAAAUAUCUUCCUUUAUGUAGGUACUUUUUCAUAAGGGGACACCUGUAGAUAUUUUGAAGAAAUUUAAGUUGUUUUCCUCUCUUUUCAGGUUUGUAAACAAUAUUCAGGUGGUCUUCAACUUAGCUAUAAUAUGAUCAUUGUACUACACUUUGUGUAUAUGUAUGUUGAAGGUUUUUAUUCCCUCUUCUGUUAAUCAAACAAUUUAUUUACUUGAUAUUGUUUAGUUAAUACAUUUACAUUCAGAAACAAAUAGAAUUUUAACCUAAUUUUGAGAUAUCUUUUGCUUCUGCUAUGUCUAUCUUAUUAGAAUGAUUCAUACUUUAAUUACUUGCAACAUUUUUUUUUCAAUCUAUGUUUCCAAAUUGAUUUGCAUUAAGUACAUGUGCUUAUAAUUUGAUUGUCUUGUUGCGAUUUGAUUUUUUUUUUCCAUUUUUGUAUUUAUAGCCUCCUACUCAUUAUUAUUCAUUUUAAUCACAGUUUAUUUUUGCUAAGAAAAAAGAAUGAAGUAGAUUUAAAAGACAACAAAGAUUGAAACUGUUUGCAUUGUGCUGAUAAUUGUUGCUAUAUGAUUUUGUUUUUUGUAUGUAUAGCCUCCCACACACCAGUGUUCAUUUUAAUCAUAGUUUUGAUUCUGUAAGAAAGAAAAAAACGAAACAAAAUUUAAAAGACAACAAAGAUUGAUAAAAGAAGUAAGAAACAGUCAAACUGAAAGCAUGUAUUCAAUUAAAGUUCCCUAAUGUCAAUAGAUGCUUCCUGGGAAAAGUAAAUUCUCAUCUGUCAAGAUGUUGACACAACCUUUUCUUUGUAUGUUUAUCUAACAUUAUUUAUUGGUGCACUACUGUUUGUGUUAACUGUGUAAAUUGUAUAACUUGUUCAUAAUUGUAACAUAUUGUUGAUUGCUUUUAAUUUGUGUAAGCUUUCAUUAUGAAAGCUGUUUUUGAAAGUGCAAUAUCAAAUAAAGACCCAAUAAAAAUACAUAAAGACACUUUG